AUGCCGCCGCUUGCUGCCCCACAACCACCACAAACAGUGCAAACAUCCCUCAAAAUUGGAGAUUUCCGUUUCUGGGUCGCAUCACCAAGGCCAUCGAGACGUAGGCCUCGCACUCUCUGGCGUAAUCUGCUCCUCAGGCAGGCUUUGCAGGAUGCCAGGUUAUGUGGGAUGACUGACAGAAGAAGAAUCAAUGGGCCGCCCAGCGGCACAAGGCCGCCAGUCUUUGCGUCCCUGCUGCGGUCUGCAACAGGCGCCGCUGUAGAGAGACCUCAGCGCACAAGACGACCUAAUGAGCUGAGAAAAAUAUUUCUGAAGACCGGUCUGAUCCCUUCCGCUACCGGUUCUGCAUACCUCGAAAUCGAGCCGUCAAGAUCGCUCUCCACCAAAUCCUUGAUUGCACCCUCAACUGCACUUAAGAUCGCAUGCACGGUUCACGGGCCAAAACCUCUCCCUCGCUCUGCGCCGUUCUCGCAGAAUCUACUCCUAACCACGCACGUCAAAUACGCGCCUUUUGCCGCCCGCAGACGGAAAGGUCAUAUUCGCGAUGCCAGUGAAAGGGACCUUGGCGUGCAUCUCGAGACCGCCAUUCGAGGUGCCAUCAUUGCCGAACGCUGGCCGAAAAGCGCUCUGGACGUAACGAUCACAGUACUGGAAGCCGCAGAUGACCGGUGGUGGGGCGAUGCUCCUGGUUCCCAGGACGCAUCCUGGGGGAUGAUGAACGUCCUUGCAGGUUGCAUCACAGCCGCCUCUGCCGCAAUAGCAGAUGCCAGAAUCGACUGUCUCGAUCUUGUUGCAGGGGGUGUAGCUGCCCUUGUCGCGGAGGACCCAGGUGCUGAGGAAGCAGACAAAGCAGAUGAAGCUCCAAAACUUGUGCUGGAUCCAGAUCCAUCUGAACACCGGGAGAUUGUAGCUGCUUGUGUGGUGGCCUAUAUGCCUGGUCGAGAUGAGAUUACAGAGCUGUGGCUGAAGGGAGACACGUCACGCGUUGCGCUGAGUGGAGGGGACAAGCGUUCCGGUCAUGAAGCUAUUAUCGAUGGCGCUGUAGAUGCAGCCCGUGGUGUUCAUACAGUCCUGGCCGAGGCUGUCAGGGAGUCAGGAGAGAGGUUUGUGAGACAAAUGACCGCUGGGACACACAAUUUCAAGGCUACAAAAGGUGAUUCAGAUGUUGAAAUGAAGAUAUGA
Rasamsonia emersonii CBS 393.64 is the source of this 1182-nucleotide messenger RNA. RefSeq lists its product as uncharacterized. Gene Ontology annotation, cellular component: nucleolus; nuclear exosome (RNase complex); cytoplasmic exosome (RNase complex). The transcript is spliced from 2 exons. The record is from RefSeq and is a predicted model, not a curated record. Gene Ontology annotation, biological process: U4 snRNA 3'-end processing; poly(A)-dependent snoRNA 3'-end processing; rRNA catabolic process. Lineage: Eukaryota; Fungi; Ascomycota; Eurotiomycetes; Eurotiales; Trichocomaceae. The coding region runs from base 1 to 1182 and encodes 393 amino acids.